GGCCCGGGCGUCCAUUACGUCGAUUGCAGACAGCUUCGUUGAUUAUAAUACAAGCAUUAUAGUUUGUCGCUUCGCGUCUCUUGUCUGCAGUGGGUGUAAUAUAAUCGGUUGUAUAUGUAGCCUAAAUAGUUAGGAUUAAGGGAACGGAUUCGUUUAGUGAUAAAUAUGCUGUGAUUGUGAAGAUGAUGGAUAUUUCUGAAGACCCAGAAAACUCAUCUCUGCUUCACUCUAACUCGUCGGGAGAUAUACACGUGACCAUGGGGGACCAGUAUGGAAAUGCCAUCUUGCCCAGUAUUUUUGGGACCAUAUGUUUUUUUGGCAUCAUUGGAAAUUCUAUUGUCAUCUACACCAUCAUUAAAAAGACCAAAUGCCAAGCUAAACAAACGGUACCAGACAUUUUCAUAUUCAAUCUCUCUAUGGUGGAUUUGCUUUUCCUCCUCGGCAUGCCCUUUCUAAUUCAUCAGCUCCUGGGAAACGGAUCUUGGUGUUUCGGAGCCACUAUGUGCAAAGUCAUCUCUGCCCUAGAUUCGAACAGCCAGACAGUGAGCACCUACAUCCUCACAGUUAUGACCUUGGACCGUUAUGUGGCUACUGUCCACCCAUUCCGCUUUAACCACGUCCGGACAACCUGUGUCGCCAGUUGUGUGGUGGGGAUGGUGUGGGUGCUUUCUCUCAUCUCAAUUACUCCUGUUUUAAUGUACACUGGCUUGAUGCCUCUCCACAAUGGCCAGGUGGGAUGUGCUCUCCUGCUACCGAAUCCAUCCAUCAACAUCUGCCUGUUCACUAUCUAUCAGUUUGUGCUGGUGUUCGCCCCACUCAUGAUUAUCUGUGUGGUGUUCUCUAAAAUUUUGAAGCACAUGUCUACCACAGUGGCACCUCUUCCCCCGAGGAACCAACAAGUGCGCACUAAAAGUGUGACUCGGAUGGCUGUGGCCAUCUGUUUGGCCUUUUUUAUCUGUUGGGCUCCGUACUACAUCCUUCAGCUUGUCCAUCUGGGAAUACAGAAACCCAGUGCCUCGUUUUAUUAUGUCUAUCACGUUGCCAUUAGCAUGGGUUACACUAACAGCUGCAUUAAUCCUUUUCUUUAUAUUAUUCUGAGUAAGACCUUUAAAAGGCAGUUUAUAGUGGCCAUCCAGCCUGCACACAACAACUUUCGGGUCAACACGAGUAGCACGGAGGCCACUGUGUCUCUCCGUCUGGCCGCAGACUGCCAAAGACAUUUACCUGCUAACACCUCAGAGUAAUACACUAAUGUUUUUUUUUUGUUUGUUUUUUUUUUUUUUUUCCUUAAAACAACCUAAUUGAAGCAUUGAUCAACCUUACACGAUUAAAAUAAAAUAGAAGGAUUCAAAAAAUAAAAAGGAAAAAACAAAGUGAUGGAACAAUAGAUCAACAUUUUAUCAUCUCUAUGUGCUGUGCGUGUAUUUGCAUUAUGCAUUUGGAUUAUGUAUUUAUACAUCAUCACUUUAUGUUGACCAUGUUUACUAGGGGAAAAACUGUGAAUAUAAUUGUGUACAACUGAAUGUUUAUUUUUUAUUUUUUAUUUGAUCCCUUGAAAUAUUAAUGUAAUUUAUGUAAACUGUGUGUGUUUUAGUGGAACAGAAAACAAUUUAGCAGUAAGCAUUGAGAAUUGUUAAUGUGCUUGAAAUUUUGUUGUGGUGACUGUUGUUUUGGCAGAUACCCUACCGCAGUUACUGUAUAUAGAAAAGUCAAAAGCCAGUGUUUUUAAAUCACGCAUAAAGAAAAUAAUAAAAUUACCAUAUGUUGUUAAGCAUUGAUAUGAGUAUGCUUCUGUAUAAUCAAGUCAAGUGUAAUUUAAACUUACACACUAAAAUUAAUAAAAAGUCUUUCUACACAAUAGUAUCAACUAGGUACUAUGCUUGUUUUGCAGAGGAAUUAAU
Cyprinus carpio (common carp) is the source of this 1901-nucleotide messenger RNA. Its product is annotated as melanin-concentrating hormone receptor 1-like. The record is from RefSeq and is a predicted model, not a curated record. Gene Ontology annotation, biological process: neuropeptide signaling pathway. Lineage: Eukaryota; Metazoa; Chordata; Actinopteri; Cypriniformes; Cyprinidae. Gene Ontology annotation, molecular function: melanin-concentrating hormone receptor activity; neuropeptide binding. Gene Ontology annotation, cellular component: membrane; neuron projection.